AAUGCGUUAUGUGUUUGCAAUGUAGAAAGGAAGAUGGAUUUUUUGUCGGACCUGUUGAACCAAAAUGGAGUGGGCAGUAGUGCUGAUCUAGAGUGGGAUGAAACUCAAUUUGCAAGUCCACAAGAGGACCAGAUGGUGGUGGAGGAAGCAGUGGUUGAGGUGGAAGCUAGUCCUGUGUUGAAAGGUAACAAGAAGAGAACCAGAAAUUUUAGUGUUCAAGAAGACAAUUUGUUAGUGGCAGCAUGGCUAGAAAUUAGCAUGGAUGCAGUUCAAGGCAUUGACUAGCCUCGUGCCACCCAUUGGGAAAGAAUUCAUGACUACUAUCAUUUGCACAAGGAAUUUGAUAGUGACCGCAACUGCAAUUCUCUCGCUCACCGUUGGGGUAUUAUCCUAGAAAUGGUCAACAAAUUCUGUGGAUGGUAUGGUCAAGUUCAAAGAGGGGCCCAAAGCGGAAUGACAGAGCAAGAUAAGGUACUGCAAGCUUGUGAUGUAUUCAAAAAUGAGGAAGAGAAAUCAUUCACUUUGCUGCAUUGUUGGAAUAUCUUGAAACAUGAACAGAAAUGGCAUGAGGCAUGUGCUAAUAAGAAACAAAAGACAUCCUCCAAUUCAAGUGGUGUUCCUGCUCAAGAGGAGGGUGCCAGUCAGUCUACAUAUGCUUCCAAUGCAAGGCCAGAUGGUAGAAAGAAGGAGAAAGAGCGGCAACGCAAAGGUAAAAAUCCCAUGUCUCCUGGAGAAAAUCUUUACAUGGAUGCAAUGGAGAAUUUGUGGGUUAAGAAGAAAGAGGUUGAAGAGCUGAAAGAGUUGAAAAAAAAGGAGCGCAAUGAUGAGAGAAUUGCAAUAGAGAUGAAAAGGCUUCAAGUUAAAAUGGAUGCAGAGAAGGAAAGGUGUGAUCUGCAGCGAGAAGAGCUAGAACUAAGGAAAAGGAUAGAAGAAGAAAAAUGGAAGUAGAGAAGGAAAGGAGUGAUUUGCAGCAAAAAGAGCUAGAACUAAAAAAAAGGAUAGAAGAUGAUAAAAUAAUGAAAAUGGACCUUACUGGUAUGAGUGACCGACAACACCUCUACUAUGAAAAAAUGCAGGAUUUGAUCAUUGCUCAACACUUUGGUGGUGGUGGCUCCAAUUGAGGUUGUCAUGCAAUAUGUCAGACUGCAAGAUGAUAUGGACUAUCUAGUUGAAGUAGUGUUAUUCCUGUCAUGUAUGAACUAUUAGUCUAAGUAGUGUUAUUCCUGUCAUGUAUGGACUAUGUACUCUUAUGCUGGUCGUGUAUGGACUAUCUAGACUAAGUAGUGUUAUUCCUGUCAUGUGUGGACUAUGUACUCUUAUGUUGGUCAUGUAUGGACUAUCUAAUCUAAUUAGUGUCGUUCCUAUCA
Messenger RNA from Panicum virgatum (switchgrass), 1367 nucleotides. Its product is annotated as glutathione S-transferase T2-like. The record is from RefSeq and is a predicted model, not a curated record. The coding region runs from base 397 to 948 and encodes 183 amino acids. NCBI's taxonomy places the organism in Eukaryota, Viridiplantae, Streptophyta, Magnoliopsida, Poales, Poaceae. The transcript has 2 exons.